UAUCGAAUCAGGCUAAUUGUGCAUGAUGGUAAUGAUCAAGCAACGUUCCUUCUCAUAGGAGCAUCUGCAGACAAAUUCCUACCACGCACAGCUUCAGAAGUUAAUGAAAUCUACCCGGAUGGAACUGGAAUAUUACCACCUGAUAUUGAAGCUCUAGCUGGUCAUAACUUGGAAUUUGAGAUCCAACUUCCCAAAGAAAACAACAAUGGUGUUGUAGGCGACUUCAUAGUCACUAGCAUCAAGGGACUUCCCCAUCAAACUGGAAAAAUGGGAAAACAAAGCCUACUGAAAUCAGAAUUCUCAAACAGGCCAUUGCAAAUUGAAUCACAUGCAAAGCCAAUAUCAAAUGCUGGCUUCCCAUUACUUGAAGCAAGUGAAAUUAAAAAAGAAGACGAUAAAGGGAACAAUGCAGUUACUUCAAGUGCCAACAAGGAAAGGAAAGCAGCCCCAAGAGUUAAUGCAUCCAAAAGAAGUGGGAAAAGGACAACCCAAACACCUGCGAGGAAGGUAAAUGGAGUCAACAAUGUUGACUCAGCAUCCUCUGACGAUGAACAAUGUUUGUCUAAGCUGCUGCAAAACACCAAAAGAAGCAAAAGUAACCAAUCUGCAGAUGACAAAGACAACAAAGAAACUCUAAACACCAGGAAAACUAGUACAUGCACAACAAAGACUGGGACAAAAAAGGCCAAAGCUGCUUCGGUCGAAACAGAUGCAGAGCACAUAGUUGUCGAAGUUGGAGUGAAGAAAACCAAAAGUUGCAGUGCUUUGACGGAUUCAGUUCCUAAAGAUCCACCAACUUCUACUGAAGUUAAGGCGAAACGCAAGCGUCAGUCGGUGAAAAAAUAUGCUCAAGCUUAGGGAUGGAAUGCUUCGGCUUAAGAAAUGAGAACUCGAACCAGUUUACUUAGUGUUGCAAUUUUAAUGUUUUUUUUCUGAUAAACAUAUUUCAGUACCUCUGGAACAAUUUGGUUAUAUGG
Molecule: messenger RNA, 977 nt
Organism: Linum tenue
Lineage: Eukaryota; Viridiplantae; Streptophyta; Magnoliopsida; Malpighiales; Linaceae
Source: the annotation of a GenBank genome assembly